GGAAGCUUCUAUAGGUUUCGUAAUACAUAGAUGGUUGUAAUUAAGGUGGUCAAGAACAAACUUCUCAAACUGAAAACAGAGCAGCCUAGUGAUCUACCACAAGAUGAGGUUAUUUCAAAGUUCAGUUACAGCAGUGGUGAUGGUUUGAAUAGUUCAAAGAAUCGUGUUUUGAAUGUGAAAACAAAAACUGAUUUCAAAGAACAUUUACAACAAAUUGAACUUAGGUUGGAAAGUACUUCUGAUAUAAACACCUGUGUGAACACCUGUUAUGGAAGUCUGUUUUCUGGUUAUGGUGUCUUAAGAAAAGAAGAUUCCUUAAAAGAAGUCACAAAACCCAACAGUGAUGUUUGUGGAGAAACAAAUUUCAAUGAAAAUAACCUAAAAGAAUUUAAUAUAUAUCAGGAUGGUGGUAAACCAUACAAUCAGGUAAUCUGUGGACAAGAUUUUGGAACAGUGGAUACCAUAAUACAACAAAAGAAGAUACACACUGGAGAGAAAUCAUAUACUUAUGUGGUUUGUGGGAGAACUUUUAAAAGAAAUAGUCCCAUCAAAGAACACGCACUGGGGAGACAAUUUAUAGUUGUUUAGUGUGUGGAAAACAAUUUGGAACAAAUAAUGAAUUAAAACUGCAUAAGAGUAUACAGUAUGGAAAAACCGUACAAUUGUGCAGUUUGUCAAAAACAAUUUAUAAAUAAAAGUAACUUAAAAAUACAUCAAAGAAUACAUACAGGGGAGAAACCUUACAGUUGUGCAGUUUGUAGAAAACAAUUUCGAACAAACAGAGAUUUAAAAAUACAUCAAAGAAUACACACUGGGGAGAAACCUUACAGUUGUGCAGUUUGUGGGAAAUGUUUUGGAACAAAUAGUGAAUUAAGAAUACACCAAAGAAUACAUACUGGAGAGAAACCUUACAGUUGUGUAGUUUGUGGGAAACACUUUCGAACAAAUGGUUUGUUAAAAGUACAUCAGAAAAUACAUAAUGGAGAGAAACCUUAUAGUUGUGCAGUAUGUGAAAAACAAUUUGCAACAAAUAAUGACUUAGAGAAACAUCAAAGGAUACACACUGGGGAGAAACCUUACAGUUGUAUGGUGUGUGGGAAACAAUUUGGAACAAAUAGUAACUUAAAAAGGCAUCUGAGAACUCAUACUGUGACAAAACCUUACAGUUGUGAAGUUUGUAAAAAACAGUUUAUAAAUAAUAGUAACUUAAAAGUACAUCAAAGAAUACAUACUGGGGAAAAACCUUACAGUUGUGCUGUUUGUGAAAAACAAUUUCGAACAAAUAGUGAUUUAAAAAAGCAUCAAAGAAUACACACUGGGGAAAAACCUUACAGUUGUGUAGUUUGUGGGAAAUGCUUUGGAACAAAUAGUGAAUUAAGAAUACAUCAAAGAAUACAUACUGGGGAGAAACCUUACACUUGUGUAGUUUGUGAAAAAAAAUUUGGAACCAGUAGUAACUUAAAAACACAUCAAAGUAUACAUACUGGGGAAAAACCUUUCAGCUGUGCGGUUUGUUGCAAAUACUUUAGAACAAGUAAUGAACUAAAAAUACAUCAAAUAAUACAUACUGGAGAGAAACCUUACAGUUGUGUAGUGUGUGGGAAACACUUUCGAACAAAUGGUGUGCUAAAAGUACAUCAGAAAAUACAUGCUGGAGAGAAACUUACAUUUGUCCAGUUUGUGGAAAACAAUUUGCAACAAAUAUUGACAUAAAUAUCAAAGAAUACAUACUGGGGAGAAACAUUACAGUUAUAUUGUGUGUAGAUAACUGGAUCAAAUUUUGCAUUAAAAAAUCAUCUAGGAAUACACACUGAAGAGAAAUCCUACAGUUGUGUUGUGUGUGGGAAAUGCUUUUGAAUAAAUGGUCAGUUAAGAGUGCAUCAGAGAAUACAUACUGGGGAAAAAAAUUUUACUGUUGUGUAGUGUGCAGAAAACAAUUUUUAGGUAACUAACUUAAAAACACAUUAAGAAAUACACGUUUGAGGAAAUUUUACAGUUGUGUAGUGACCACAUUGGAAGGUCUUGAACAGACUGCAGUGGAAAAACCAUGGACAUGAUCACUGCCAGUCAGAAUUGUUUCCCUGGCAAGUAAGACAAUAUGGGUACCUUUUAGAACUGUAAAUUUCCCCUAAAGUUGACCAAGGCUUAUGAUACUUGGAGUCAUAUGGUACUGCAUGUUGAGUUCCUUGAGUAACUAAUCACCUGAGAUCAAUGAAUAAUCAUUAUCGGAUGACCUGCAAACAGGUACCGUCUAAAAACAAAGUCAUUGGUGGCAUCUCCUCCUGUCAUUGGUUGGAAUCACAAAAUGGAGAGGACAACAACUAAUGACUCCAAUGUAACAAGGUGCACCGAAGUUUCCUAUAUCGAUAUGGAGCCUUAGUUUUUCUUUGUCUUUCCUUGUACUUAUCAUAUUUGUUUCAACAAAGGCUUGUCUUAAGAGAAAGAGAACCACUGAAACAGAUAAUGAUCCUGUAGAAGCAACCAUCCACUCAUUUGUGAAUUGGGCAUGGUGCAUUUUGUUUUUUUACUACUAAUAAUAAAGAUUGCGUUCAUUUCUUUCAAA
Molecule: messenger RNA, 2563 nt
Organism: Limulus polyphemus (Atlantic horseshoe crab)
Lineage: Eukaryota; Metazoa; Arthropoda; Merostomata; Xiphosura; Limulidae
Product: zinc finger protein 271-like
Exons: 3
Coding region: 646-1713 (355 amino acids)
Source: RefSeq, a predicted model, not a curated record